AUGGCUGUGAAGACCCGCUGCCGCCAGCAGGGUCUCCUCUUGCGACUAGAUAAGCGAUACGAUUCCUACUUUGCGCGCUGUGCUUUACGUGAAUUGCAAUGGGCUCAAUACUCAACCAACGAUUUUGACUCGUCGGGAGGAUCUGGACUCUUAGGCAAGAUUUGGAGGGCCGGGCUGGGCGGCAAGCAAAAGGAGGGAGCGGAAUCUGGGAGCAGCGGCAGUAGCGGCAGCAGUGGCAGCAGCAACAAGGGGGGCUCAGGCGGCGCGAAGGGGUCCUCCGAAGAUGCGCUGGUGCCCUCCGGCCCCGAGCGCAAGCACCACAAGGUGUUCGUGGUGGAGCUGUCCCGCAAGCCCCUGUUCCCUGGCAUCUACACCCCGGUGAUGAUCAGUAAGAAUGAGGCGCUCGUGAGGGAGGUCAUGGAGGUCAAGAAACAGGGGGCACACGCCUACGUGGGAGCUUUCCUCCGGAAGCCCCCCUCAGACAGCAACCCCCAACCCCAACCCCACCCGGAGGAGGGGGGAAAUGCAGCAUCCCAUCUGUACGACAUCGGGACCUUCGCGCAGGUUCACACGGUAUUGGCGGGUGACGGGGCGGACUCCGCCCAGCUGCUGCUGCUGGGACACCGCCGAAUACGGAAGACCGCGGUGAUAUCCCCUGAGCCCCUCAGAGUUCACAUUGACCACUUGAGGGACGAGAGCUAUACAAGCGAUGAUAUACUCAAGGCCACAAGUAUGGAGAUCGUCAACACGAUGCGGGACCUGCUGCAGCUCAACCCCCUGUACGGCGAACAGUUCCGUACAUUGCUGUCUCUAACUGGCAGUAUCGACCUGCAGGAUAUGUCCCGACUGGUGGACGCCGCCGCCUCCCUCACUAGUGCGGAUGACGUCACCCUGCAGGGGGUGCUGGAACAGCUGAAUGUGCCGGAGAGGGCCCGUAUGGUCCUCAACCUGCUGAAGAAGGAGGUGGAGCUGUGCAAGCUGCAAGCGGAUAUCCGGGAGCAGGUUGAGGGCAAGAUCGCCAAGGAGCAGCGGCGCAUGUUGCUGAUGGAGCAGCUCAAGUCCAUAAAGAAGGAACUGGGCCUGGAGCGGGACGACAAGAGCGCACUGCUGCAAAGGUUCCAGGCCCGCUGGGAUGAAAAGAAGGCGGCCGCACCCCCCGAUGUGGCCAAGACGGUGAAGGAGGAGCUCGACAAGCUGGGUGGGCUGGAGCCCGUGUCUCCGGAGUUCAACAUCACCCGGACCUACCUGGACUGGCUCACCUCCCUGCCCUGGGGUACGACAACCCAGGAGGUGUUUGACCUGACGCGUGCGAAGCAGGUGCUGGAUGACGAGCACUUCGGUCUGGACGACGUCAAGGACCGCAUCCUGGAGUUCAUCGCGGUGUCGCACCUGAGGGGCAGCGCGCAGGGGAAGAUCCUGUGCUUGGUGGGGCCCCCCGGUGUGGGUAAGACCAGCAUCGGUCGCUCCAUCGCCACCGCCCUCAACCGGGAGUACUACCGCUUCUCUGUGGGGGGGUUGCAUGACGUGGCAGAGAUAAAGGGCCACAGCAGCUUCACUCGUUCGUGGCGCACGUAUGUGGGCGCGAUGCCCGGCAAGCUGGUCCAAUGUCUCAAGUCCACGGGCAGCUCCAACCCGCUGGUGUUGAUCGACGAGGUGGACAAGCUGGGUCGCGGGCACGCGGGGGACCCCGCCAGCGCCCUACUGGAGCUGCUGGACCCGGAGCAGAACGCGGCGUUCCUGGACCACUACCUGGACCUGCCCCUGGACCUGUCCAAGGUUCUGUUCGUGUGUACGGCGAACACACUUGACACCAUCCCCGGUCCCCUCCUGGACCGAAUGGAAGUCAUUAGGUUGUCGGGAUAUGCGCAAGAUGAGAAGCGCUCCAUCGCCCGGCGGUACUUAGAACCGGCAGCGGCGGCCGACGCGGGAGUGCCUCGCGGGUCCGUGUCGCUGUCGGAUGAGGCGCUGGAGGGCCUUAUCUCCGAGUACUGCAGGGAGGCGGGUGUACGGAACCUGAAAAAACACAUCGACAAGGUGUACCGCAAGGUGGCGCUGCAGCUGCUCAAGGAGUAUGUGGGUCAGGCCCCCUUCGCGAAAGACAAGUUCUAUGAAACCACCCCGCCGGGUGUGGUUAUGGGCCUCGCCUGGACGCCCCUCGGCGGCGCCACCCUGUACGUGGAGGCGGCCCGGGUGGCGGGGAGCGAGGCCAAGGGCGCCCUCACCACCACCGGGCAGCUGGGGGACGUCUUUCGGGAGUCCGCCACCAUCGCCCACACCUUCGCGCGCAACUUCCUAUCCGCGCGAGACCCCGCCACCGCCCACUCCUUCUUCGGCGGCUCGGCCCUGCACGUGCACGUGCCCGCCGGCGCCACCCCCAAGGACGGCCCCUCGGCGGGCUGCACGCUGGUGACGGCGCUGCUGUCCCUGGCCCUCAACCGGCCCGUGCGGCCCGACCUGGCGAUGACGGGGGAGGUGACCCUGACGGGCUGUGUGCUGCCCAUCGGCGGGGUGAAGGAGAAGGUGCUCGCCGCCCGCCGUAGCGGUGUCCGGGUGGUGGUGUUCCCGGAGGGCAACAGACCGGAGUACGAGGACCUGCCGCAGGAGCUUAGACAGGGCUUGGAGCCGCACUUCGUGAGCUCGUACGGGCAGGUGUACGAACUGGCCCUGGGCGGCCAGGACCCCACCAGCCCGCCAGCGAAACAGGGCGAGCAGGACUCCCUCCGUCGGGACGCAGCACAGCUACUGCCGCCACUGCCCUCACCUUCACCCCGACCAGCUGCAUGGACAGCCAGCUACUCUCGAUGUAAGUAUGUUCCCCGCCAGGCCCUGACCGACCUAGCGGACGGCGGUCUGACCACUUUCGAGGUGAGCGGCGCCGGCUGGCCGUACUGCUCUCUUAGGUCGCUGUUCGGCGAGCUGCCCUCGGCUGCGCCAUAA
Volvox carteri f. nagariensis is the source of this 2937-nucleotide messenger RNA. RefSeq lists its product as uncharacterized. Gene Ontology annotation, cellular component: mitochondrial matrix. Gene Ontology annotation, molecular function: ATP-dependent peptidase activity; serine-type endopeptidase activity; ATP binding. The transcript has 24 exons. NCBI's taxonomy places the organism in Eukaryota, Viridiplantae, Chlorophyta, Chlorophyceae, Chlamydomonadales, Volvocaceae. The record is from RefSeq and is a predicted model, not a curated record. Gene Ontology annotation, biological process: chaperone-mediated protein complex assembly; proteolysis; protein catabolic process. The coding region runs from base 1 to 2937 and encodes 978 amino acids.